Messenger RNA from Morus notabilis, 3305 nucleotides. Its product is annotated as cellulose synthase A catalytic subunit 7 [UDP-forming]. The coding region runs from base 49 to 3177 and encodes 1042 amino acids. The record is from RefSeq and is a predicted model, not a curated record. Gene Ontology annotation, cellular component: trans-Golgi network; plasma membrane. The transcript has 13 exons. Gene Ontology annotation, molecular function: cellulose synthase (UDP-forming) activity. Gene Ontology annotation, biological process: plant-type primary cell wall biogenesis; cellulose biosynthetic process. NCBI's taxonomy places the organism in Eukaryota, Viridiplantae, Streptophyta, Magnoliopsida, Rosales, Moraceae.
CUCAUUCACCCUCUCUCACGUACGUUCUACUCGAAUAUCGCCGCGCCAAUGGAAGCCAGCGCCGGGCUUGUCGCCGGAUCUCACAACCGGAAUGAACUUGUCGUCAUUCAUGGCCAUGAAGAGCCCAAAACGUUGAGGAACUUGGAUGGUCAAGUGUGUGAGAUAUGCGGUGACCAGGUGGGACUGACGGUGGAUGGGGAGUUGUUUGUGGCUUGCAAUGAAUGUGGUUUUCCUGUUUGCCGUCCCUGCUAUGAGUAUGAGAGAAGAGAAGGCAGCCAAAAUUGCCCUCAGUGCAAAACCAGAUUCAAGCGUCUCAAAGGGAGUCCAAGGGUGGAAGGAGAUGACGAUGAAGAAGGUGUCGAUGAUAUUGAGCAUGAGUUCAAGGCCAUCGAGGAUGAGAAGAAAAAGCAAGAGCAUGUUGUGGACGCCAUGCUUCAUGGGAAGAUGAGCUAUGGAAGAGGCCCUGAAGAUGAUGAGAAUUCUCAAUUUCCACCAGUUAUUGCUGGUGUAAGAAGCAGACAGGUGAGCGGUGAGUUCCCAUUGGCAUCUCAUGGUCAUGGAGAGCAAGUGUUAUCUUCUUCUCUGCACAAGCGAGUUCAUCCCUAUCCAGUUUCUGAGCCAGGAAGUGCAAGAUGGGAUGAGAAGAAAGAGGGGUGGAAAGAUAGAAUGGAUGAUUGGAAAAUGCAGCAGGGAAAUCUGGGAGCUGAUCAUGACGACUCAAACGAUCCAGACAUGGCCUUGAUAGACGAAACAAGGCAGCCAAUGUCAAGGAAAGUACCACUCCCAUCAAGCAAGAUCAAUCCUUAUAGGAUGGUGAUUAUUGCCCGGUUGUUCAUCUUGGCCUUGUUUCUCCGAUAUAGACUUUUGAACCCCGUGCACGAAUCGCUUGGUCUCUGGUUAACUUCUGUGAUAUGUGAAAUAUGGUUUGCAUUUUCAUGGAUCCUUGAUCAGUUCCCCAAAUGGUUCCCCAUUGAUCGAGAGACCUAUCUCGAUCGUCUCUCACUCAGGUAUGAGAGGGAGGGAGAACCAAACAUGCUUGCUCCAGUAGAUGUCUUUGUCAGUACAGUGGAUCCCAUGAAGGAACCUCCUCUUGUUACAGCCAACACAGUGCUUUCUAUCUUGGCAAUGGACUAUCCAGUUGAUAAGAUCUCCUGCUAUAUUUCUGACGAUGGUGCUUCCAUGUGCACCUUUGAAGCCUUAUCAGAAACCGCAGAAUUUGCUCGGAAAUGGGUGCCUUUCUGCAAGAAAUUCUCGAUAGAGCCUCGAGCCCCCGAGAUGUACUUUGCUGAAAAGAUUGAUUACCUCAAGGACAAAGUGCAGCCUACUUUUGUCAAGGAGAGGCGAGCUAUGAAGAGAGAGUAUGAGGAGUUCAAGGUGAGGAUUAAUGCCCUUGUGGCCAAAGCGUCAAAGGCCCCUCCGGAAGGGUGGAUUAUGCAAGACGGAACUCCAUGGCCUGGUAACAACACCAGGGAUCAUCCUGGUAUGAUUCAGGUGUUUCUUGGUCACAGUGGAGGACUUGACACCGAGGGAAAUGAGCUUCCUCGUCUUGUUUACGUCUCUCGUGAGAAAAGGCCUGGUUUUUCACACCACAAGAAAGCCGGUGCCAUGAAUGCCCUGGUUCGUGUCUCUGCAGUGCUUACAAAUGCUCCUUUCAUGCUGAACUUGGAUUGUGACCAUUAUGUGAACAACAGCAAGGCCGUGCGAGAGGCCAUGUGUUUCUUGAUGGACCCUCAGAUCGGAAAGAAGGUUAGCUAUGUUCAGUUCCCGCAAAGAUUUGAUGGUAUUGAUAAGAAUGACCGAUACGCCAACAAGAACUCAGUCUUCUUUGAUAUUAACAUGAGGGGUCUAGAUGGAAUUCAAGGUCCUGUAUAUGUUGGUACAGGAUGUGUUUUCAGAAGGCAAGCCUUGUAUGGUUACAAUCCUCCAAAGGGUCCUAAGCGUCCGAAGAUGGUGAGCUGUGAUUGCUGCCCCUGCUUUGGUCGCCGCAAGAAGCUUCCCAAGUAUGCCAAGAAUGAAGCAAAUGGAGAAGGUGCAAGCCUACAAGGAAUGGACGAUGACAAGGAGCUACUGAUGUCCCAGAUGAAUUUCGAAAAGAGAUUUGGACAGUCUGCAAUUUUUGUGACUUCAACUCUAAUGAUAGAAGGUGGUGUCCCUCCUUCCACAAGUCCUGCAGCCCUGCUUAAAGAAGCAAUUCAUGUUAUCAGUUGUGGUUACGAAGACAAAACAGAAUGGGGUCUUGAGCUAGGGUGGAUCUAUGGAUCUAUCACAGAGGAUAUUCUUACCGGCUUCAAGAUGCACUGCCGUGGUUGGAGGACGAUUUACUGUAUGCCCAAGAGACCCGCAUUUAAGGGUACAGCUCCAAUCAAUCUCUCCGAUCGUCUCAACCAGGUGCUUCGAUGGGCUCUAGGUUCCAUUGAAAUCUUCUUCAGUCACCACAGUCCCCUCUUGUAUGGCUACAAGGAAGGGAAGCUCAAGUGGCUCGAGCGAUUCGCUUAUGUCAACACAACCGUUUAUCCCUUCACCUCGCUGCCUCUUCUUGCCUACUGUACCCUCCCUGCAAUCUGCUUGCUCACUGAUAAAUUCAUCAUGCCACCGAUAAGUACUUUUGCAAGUCUGUUCUUCAUUUCUCUGUUCAUUUCAAUCUUCGCAACUGGUAUUCUUGAGCUGAGAUGGAGUGGAGUGAGCAUUGAAGAAUGGUGGAGAAAUGAGCAGUUCUGGGUCAUUGGUGGUGUGUCAGCUCACUUAUUUGCUGUCGUGCAAGGUCUUCUUAAGGUUUUGGCUGGAAUUGACACUAACUUUACUGUCACGUCAAAGGCUGUUGACGAUGAGGACUUUGGAGAACUAUAUACCUUUAAAUGGACGACCCUCCUAAUUCCUCCAACCACUCUCUUAAUCAUCAACAUUGUUGGAGUUGUUGCUGGCAUCGCAGAUGCCAUAAACAAUGGAUACCAAUCAUGGGGGCCUCUGUUUGGAAAGCUCUUCUUCGCAUUCUGGGUGAUUGUCCAUCUCUACCCCUUCCUCAAAGGUUUGAUGGGACGGCAGAACCGGACACCGACAAUAGUUGUCAUAUGGUCAGUGCUUUUGGCUUCUAUAUUCUCCUUACUUUGGGUCAGGAUUGACCCCUUCGUGAUGAAAACCAAGGGCCCUGAUGUCAAGCAAUGUGGACUAAAUUGCUGAAAAUUCUUUGUAUACGCCUUUUGUCCUCCUUUAGUGUGUGCAUCCCCACAAGAUACAAGGUCUAUUCUUGUUUAUGUGAGUAUGAUGUAUAAACCAAAAAAAAGUGCAGAUUCUCAAGAUUGAAUAAU